UUAUUAAAACUCAUCUACAAAUUCAAUUUCUUUUCUUCAAACAAAUUGAAACUCAUUCAUUCAUUCCAUCAUGGUUGAUGAAGUGAAGAUCAUAGAACAAUGUCAAGUGAGUCCUCCACAAGGUUCACUUCCAUCUUCAAUCAAUCUUCCAUUAACUCACCUUGACCUCUUUUGGUUUUAUUGUCCCCUUGUCAAAAGAAUUUUCUAUUACAACUUUCCUCAUUCGACACAACACUUCCUUCAAACCUCACUCCCAAUUCUUAAAAAAUCUCUUUCCCUCACUCUCCAACAUUUCUUCCCAUUUUGUUCCAAAUCCAUUUUACCUCCUAAGCCUCAAACUCCUCACAUUCUCUACACUCAAGGUGACUCCCUCUCAUUAACAAUAUGUGAAUCCAAUUCAAAUUUCAACAACCUCAUAUCUAAUUCACCAAAAGAUCUCACACUUGCCUACCCUUUUGUUCCUUUGACUUCUCCACCAACUACUUUACAAGAUGGCACAUUGUUGUUUCCAACAAUGGCAAUUCAAAUCACUAUUUUUCCAAACUUUGGAUUCACACUUUGUUUCUCUUUUAGACAUGAAAUUGUUGAUGGUAAAUCAUUUCAUCAUUUCAUUAAAUUUUGGUCCUCACUAUCUAAAGGAAACUUAGAAAUUUCCUCUCUUCCAUUACCAUUUCACAAAAGGGAAAUAAUCCAAGACCCUAAAGGUCUUAAACAAAACCACUUAGAAAAACUUUGGAAUUCUCCACCAAAAACAAUAGAAUCUACUAUCUCCACCCAUGACCAUGUUUCUUCAAGAAACAAUUUGGUUCGUUAUAGAUUUAAUUUGACACGUCAUCAUGUUGAUAAUUUGAAGAAAUGGGUGGUUACAAAAAGCCAAAAUAUUGGUCUUGAAAUGUUGCAUUUGUCAACCUUUGUUGUUACAUGUUCUUUGUUAUGGGUUAGUAUGGUAAAAUUAAAAUCACAAGACAAGAAAAACAUCAUCGUUGAUUGUGUUGCAGAUGAGGUAACAAAUAAUUCAACUUUGGAGAAUGAUUUGGAGGAUAACUAUGGAUUUAAAUGUCUAAUGGAUAUGCGUAACCGUUUUGAACUUUCAAUUCCUUCCACAUAUUUUGGAAAUUGUUUGAUGCCAUUGGAGGCAAAACUACCAAAAUGGAAGCUAUUGGAAGAGAAUGGUAUAUGUGAAGCAGCAAAUGUUAUUGCAAGAGAAAUUAGUUUGGCAAACCCUUCAAAAGAAGCUAAAAAGUUUGAUGUAAAGUCACAAAAUAUUACUCGUGCUAUAGGGUCACCAAAAUUUGGUGUGUAUGAAACAAACUUUGGAUGGGGGAACCCUAUUUUGAGUGAAAUACUACAUGUGAAUGAUUCAAGUGAAUUACUUCUUUCUGAUUCUAAGGAUGGAGAUGGUGGUAUUGAAGUUUCUAUGGUGUUAGAAGAAGCUCAAGUGAAGAAAUUUAGUGACAUCUUAGAAGUGGAACUUAGAGACAUUGUAGUUUUUGAAUGAAAUUAUUUUAUGGUUAAUUGUCAUUGUUGUUCUUCUUCUUUUCUCAAUAUUAUUAGUUCAUUGUUGUUUUUGUGUUACUAUUACUUGUAAAACCUUCUAUUUGUUUA
Messenger RNA from Vicia villosa (hairy vetch), 1605 nucleotides. RefSeq names its product coumaroyl-CoA:anthocyanidin 3-O-glucoside-6''-O-coumaroyltransferase 1-like. NCBI's taxonomy places the organism in Eukaryota, Viridiplantae, Streptophyta, Magnoliopsida, Fabales, Fabaceae. The record is from RefSeq and is a predicted model, not a curated record. The coding region runs from base 71 to 1498 and encodes 475 amino acids. The transcript has 2 exons.